This is a messenger RNA of Batrachochytrium dendrobatidis JAM81, 522 nucleotides long. RefSeq lists its product as uncharacterized. The record is from RefSeq and is a predicted model, not a curated record. Lineage: Eukaryota; Fungi; Chytridiomycota; Chytridiomycetes; Rhizophydiales. The transcript has a single exon. Bases 1 to 522 code for a protein of 173 amino acids.
AUGAGUGCAGAGGUCAGCACUCCAACAGCCUCUACAAGUGGGGGUUCAGCCGGUGGACCUGACUAUCCAGAAUUUCCUACACCAGAAGAUCUUGAGAAAUAUUGCAGUCCAUUCGGUAUUUCUGAAGUAUCGUUAAUCGAUAAAAUCGCAAGAAAUCAGGUUAAAAUUAACGAAAUCUUUGAAAAAUCCAGCAGCAAAAGUCAUGAGCGUGAUCUUCAAAAAGGAUUGGUCGAUGAAAUGAAGAUUAGACUCGAUACUCACAGUCAAGCUUCAAACGAUGAGUCGGGUAUUAAUGAAGUCGAGCUCCAGGAGCAGGAUAGAAUUCUUAAUGAGCUUGAAAAAGAAGUGAAGAAACUCUCCGAUGAAGUUAUGGUUUUGAUUGAACAAAAUAUAGAUUAUAAGAAAACACUUCGAAAGUACUUGGGCUUGGUACCAUCAGGGGAAGGCGAAGUUCCAGAACUGGGAGACUAUCCUGGAUAUACGGAAUGCUACAAGUAUUUCCUUUCUGUUUUUUCGCAAUAA